GAUUUGGCUGCCAGGCGUGCAUCGGUGCUGGGGUGGGGGUGGGGGAAACGCACCCCCAGGCCUGACCUUUGCCCCAUAUCCCUUCCCCAAAUUUGGGGGUGGCUUUGGAUUUGGGGGGGGGGGGUGUUGGUUUGCAGGAGGCGGUGUUCGCUCUCCCCCCCCCCCCCCGCUAUUUUUCCCUGCAGUGGGGGGGGCGGGGGGGGAAGGUGGAGCCUGGGGCCAUCCCCGCAAGCAGGUGCCGCAUGGCGGCCGGUACCGGGGCCCUCGCACCCUUCCCCGGGUCCCCCUCCGCCUCCCUGCAUGAAUUCCCUUAUCCCCCCCAAAGCAGAGCCCGCAUCGCACGAGGUUCCCCAGCCGGGGGGGUACCGCCGGCUAUCGAUUUGGUGCUGGGAGCGACGGCCGGUUGCUUGGCCUGCGUCCUCACCAACCCGUUGGAGGUGGUCAAGACGCGGCUACAGCUGCAGGGCGAAUUGCAGCCCCCCGGUACCUACCCCCGACCCUACCGAGGGGUGCUGCGGGCGGUGGGGGCCGUGUGCCAGGCCGAUGGGCUACGGGGGCUGCAGAAGGGUCUGGCCGCCGGCCUCCUUUAUCAGGGGUUGAUGAACGGCGUCCGGUUUUAUUGCUAUUCCCACGCCGAGGACGCCGGCUGGACCGGGUAUCCCGGUGGUACGGUGGCCGCCGGCGCCGUGGCCGGGGCGGUGGGAGCCUUCGUGGGCAGCCCCGCGUACCUGGUCAAGACCCACCUCCAAGCCCAGACGCUGGCAGCUGUGGCCGUGGGCCACCAGCACAACCAUGAGAGCAUCUCCGGCGCUUUCAAGAGCAUCUACAAGCAGCACGGGGUGGCGGGGCUGUGGCGGGGGGUGACGGGCGCCGUGCCCCGCGUGGCCGUGGGCUCGGCUGCGCAGCUCGCCACCUUCACCUCUGCCAAGGACUGGGUCUGCGAGCGCCAGUGGUUCAGGGAGGGCAGCUGGGCUGCGGUGCUGGCGGGGGGCAUGGUGAGCGGUGUGGCUGUGGCGGUGACGAUGACGCCCUUCGACGUGGUCAGCACCCGUCUCUACAACCAGCCGGUGGAUGCCGACGGCACGCCGGCUCCUCUCUCCCCAGGGCAAGCUCUACAGGGGUUUUUUGGAUUGCAUCCUGCAAAUCUCCAGCAAAGAGGGGCUGCUGGGCUUGUACAAGGGCAUCGGCGCCGUCUACCUCCGCCUCGGCCCCCACACCGUCCUCAGCCUCUUCUUUUGGGAUGAACUCAGGAAGAUGGUGCAGCACCAGCAGCCCCCAGGGCCAUAGGACAGGCUUCCCAGCCCCGCUGUGGACACUAAUAAAGGGGUUUUUUCUAUUUUUGGCGUCGUUUCAGGGUCUUUGGGGUGGUAUAAAU
This is a messenger RNA of Harpia harpyja (harpy eagle), 1375 nucleotides long. RefSeq names its product solute carrier family 25 member 34 (gene SLC25A34). Bases 243 to 1244 code for a protein of 333 amino acids. The record is from RefSeq and is a predicted model, not a curated record. The transcript is spliced from 5 exons. NCBI's taxonomy places the organism in Eukaryota, Metazoa, Chordata, Aves, Accipitriformes, Accipitridae.